AUGUGUUCCGGCAAGAGAGUGUGGAAGACACAGGGAACAGCGGUGAUCGAAAUCGACAUCUCAUCAUUGGAGCAGGAAAUCAUCGACCAGCUUUUCCGCAGUGUAACCUACAUAAAAAUGUGCAUCAUCCUUCGGCAAUCACAAAUUCAGUACCUACGUAUGCCAAACCUGGUUCAAUUGCACUCGUGCGAACCAGGACGAUCAGCAUUCACCAUAGAAGGAAAUAUGCAGCUUGAAGUAAUUGAGCUGUCACCAGUGUUUGAAUGGCAAAUCAGUUAUGAGCCCUUCACGAUCAUAUACAAUCCAGCGUUACGACAAUAUCCUCCGUUGCAACAAUGCAAGUACUGCGCGUUCGAGCACAAUACAAGAUGUGGAGUGACUUGGCCGGCCCUGGCGUACACUACGCUUGAAGAGAUAUUGCAGAAUUGUAUGGGAAAACCAAGGAUUGUGUUCACCGAAGUGGUCACCGUCACUCAAGAGCAGUUCACAGAACUCUGUUCAGCCCUAUAUCUGCAAAUGUGUUUCAAUAUUACUAAUACCGACUACACGUCUAUUAGCUGCCCCAUGUUACGAGCAGUGGCACCAUGCCAACCAGGACAACAAGUUUGGACGAUCAUUGGCAACUCGCAGCUCGAAUCAGUAGUUAUUAACACCCUAGUCAAGUUCUCUGUGGAAGAAAAGAUCAUGAUUGUGAGAGAGAACCCCUUGAUUCCUAAUAAUGAACUUAUCAUUCUGAAAGAGAUAUGCAAGGACUGCGUAAUAGAAUACGAAUCA
Haemonchus placei is the source of this 774-nucleotide messenger RNA. Lineage: Eukaryota; Metazoa; Nematoda; Chromadorea; Rhabditida; Trichostrongylidae. The record is from the annotation of a GenBank genome assembly.